Molecule: messenger RNA, 1209 nt
Organism: Rhizophagus irregularis DAOM 181602=DAOM 197198
Lineage: Eukaryota; Fungi; Glomeromycota; Glomeromycetes; Glomerales; Glomeraceae
Source: RefSeq, a predicted model, not a curated record
GAAAAAAUUUUUUAUUGAUAGGUAUAAAAAUGGACAUUGCUCACACGACUGCACUCACUGCAGAAUACGUUGAAAUUUCCUAUAAAAAAAAAAAUCAACGUUGAAGAAACUGCGCUCAACAUCGAGGAAACUGUACAUGAUGUUAUCAACGUGGUACCACAUGAUGGAAAACCGAUAACUAAAAUGGCCAUUUCUCCAAAAUCAAAAUAUAUUGUUACGUAUAGCCAGGAAGAUAAGUCUUUUGUUUGUUGGAGUCAGGAACUGGAAGGACCAAUAUAUGAUAAACAUGCUUCUCCUGAAUGUUAUUUCCAAUCGUAUAUGGAUUUCAAAGUUUCCGAUAAGAUGAUUAUAAUAUUAAACAAAGAAUUUAUUUAUGAUAUGAAAAACGAAAAAAAAGUUAUCCUUAAUAAUAAUGAACCUUACGAUGUGAAACAUGACUUUCUCAGUAACGGAGAUAUAAUAACAUAUUAUAAUCACGGCAUUUCAAUUUAUUCUUCUAGUGAUAAUAGGAAUUGGAAAUGUAAAUCUGAACAUAAAUUAAACGAGAAGAACAAAAUCUUUGGCAGAGUAGUUAACGAUAAGUUAUUAGUUUUAAUGGAUAAUAUUAUAUUUAUAAUAGAUUUAUUUGAAUUAUCUAUAAUUCCAUAUUGGAAAGUCCUAAUUGGUACAUAUACAUUUCAAUAUUGGAAAAUACUACCUCAUGAAAAAGAAAUAAAUAUUGAAGAAAUUAAGUUAAAUUUUUCUAAAAAUUUAACAGUUAUAAACAUUAAUGGUACUCUUUACAUUUAUUCUAAUAAAAUGAAUGAAAUGAAUGUUUCAAUCGGGGAUAUUGAUGAUAAUAGUGUCCAAGAUUUCGGUAUCGUUGAUAAUUAUAGUGAUGAAUAUAUUAUUACAACAUCAAAUGGUAAUAUCAACAUUCAUUCUUGGAGACAAAAUUUAAAAAAAUCUAUUGAUCUCAAUAGUUUAUUGAAAUCUAAAGAUGAUUUUACUCAUCUUGAAUUUAUGGAUAACAAGACAUAAAUUCAUCAAACUUGAAAGGAGUUAUAAAUAAUAAAAAUAUCUUUUGUAACAUUGAGAAGCAAUUUAUCACACAAAAACUUACGCAAGAAGUAAAUGAAAAUCAAUUUAUAGAAAAUUAUAUAAUUCCUUCUUUAAAAACUUGUGGAAUUUUUCAAAAGAUCGAAGAACAAAAUGAAUAUAAUUUAAGAC